AUGGACGCGCCGGACCGGUCGGGACCGCAGCUGCCGUUCCGUUGCCCGCAGCCACCUCCAGAUCACUAUCGUCUGUCUCGGCUUCCAUCAACCAUCUCGGAGUUUCGCCGGGAAGCACACCAUGAAGGAUCAAGCCUGCGACACGGGGGAUGCAGUGGAAACAGAGUGGUGCUGCUGCUGGGCGCUUGGCUGGUGCUGUUGCCGCCGGCGGAGGGCGCGGCGUCGAGCCCCGACGCGUCGGAGCGGCCCGUGCGCACGGCACGCAUCACGCUCGCCGACCUGCCGCCCACGGCCACGGCCAGCGCGCUCGCCGCCGCCGCCACCUCCCCGGGCCCCAGCAGCCCC
Molecule: messenger RNA, 345 nt
Organism: Gryllus bimaculatus (two-spotted cricket)
Lineage: Eukaryota; Metazoa; Arthropoda; Insecta; Orthoptera; Gryllidae
Source: the annotation of a GenBank genome assembly